Molecule: messenger RNA, 1179 nt
Organism: Hypanus sabinus (Atlantic stingray)
Lineage: Eukaryota; Metazoa; Chordata; Chondrichthyes; Myliobatiformes; Dasyatidae
Product: pepsin A-like
Exons: 9
Coding region: 1-1179 (392 amino acids)
Biological process (GO): proteolysis
Molecular function (GO): aspartic-type endopeptidase activity
Source: RefSeq, a predicted model, not a curated record
AUGAAGUGGCUGCUCCUUGCGUUUGUCUGCAUUCAACUCUCUGAAUGUCUUAUCAGAAUAAAAAUUCACAAGGGUAAAUCCGUUCGUGACAUUCUGACUGAGCGUGGAUUACUUGAAGACUUUCUGAAAAAGCAUCCAUACGAUCUCUCGACGAAGUAUGGGAGAUCAGCCCAGCAAGGUUCAUUUGUUGCAGAUGAGCCCCUAAUCAACUAUCUCGAUCUGUGCUACUAUGGAACAAUCAGCAUUGGCAAUCCACCACAGAGUUUCACCGUCAUCUUCGACACUGGCUCAUCCAACCUCUGGGUCCCCUCAGAUUACUGCUCCAGUCAAGCCUGCAGUAAUCAUGCUAGGUUUAAUCCAUCUGCAUCCUCAACCUUCCAAAUGUCAAACAAGUACGUUUCCAUCCAGUAUGGGACCGGUAGUAUGACUGGAGUCCUCGGAUAUGAUACCGUCCGGGUCUCCUCCAUUGACAUCACUCACCAGGAGUUUGGUCUAAGUAUGAGUGAACCUGGCAGCUUCCUCUACUAUGCCAAAUUUGAUGGGAUUUUGGGCUUAGCCUAUCCAAACAUCGCCUCAUCUGGAGCCACAACAGUCUUUGACAACAUGAUGGCCGAACAUCUGGUGGAGAAACCCAUGUUUGCCUUUUAUUUGACCAGACAAAAUGGUGCUGAAGGGAGUGAAGUUGUCUUUGGCGGAGUUGACCCCAACCACUACACUGGAGAAAUUCAAUGGGUUCCCGUCACGAGAGAAGGAUACUGGCAAAUCCAGGUGGAAAGUGUGAAGAUCAAUGGACAGGUUGUGGCUUGCAGCAGCGGCUGCCAAGCUAUCGUAGACACCGGUACCUCUUUGAUCGUCGGCCCUACCAACGGCAUCAACACUAUUCAACGUCUUAUUGGAGCAAGUCAACAAUAUGGUUCCAUGGCUAUGGUGGAUUGCCGUAAUCUGCCCAAUAUGCCCUACGUGACCUUCACCAUCAAUGGAAUUGACUACCCACUUCCUCCUACUGCCUAUGUGCUCCAGAACAACUACAAUGGACAGGAAUCUUGUACAAGUGGGUUUAACAGUAUGUCUCUUUCAAAUGAAAUGGAACUCUGGAUUUUGGGAGACGUCUUCAUUGGAGAAUACUAUUCCAUCUUUGACCGAGGAACCAACAGAGUGGGCUUAGCCAAGGCUGCUUAA